AUGACAAUGCACAAGAUCGCUGUUGUCCAAAUGCACCCCAGGCCUGGGGAGCUAGAACAAAACCAUCUUCGCGCAGUAUCCUUCAUUCGAGAAGCUGCCACAGCCGGAGCAAACCUUGUCGUUCUUCCGGAAUACCACCUGGGGGACUUCUAUCCCGAAAAUGAGAACUUCAGGAAGCAAUGCGUCCAUUAUGAGAAAUAUUUGGAUGCGUAUUGCGCUUUGGCCAAAGAGUGUCAUAUUUGUGUUGUACCCGGGUCCUUUGCAGAGUUACAUUGCAACGAGGAAACUCAAGAAGAGAGGCUCGUCAACUGUACCUAUUUCAUCGACCAUGAUGGUGCCAUUCUUGGCAGAUAUGAAAAGAAGAAUCUGUGGCAUCCUGAAAGGCCAAUUGUCACCGGUUCAAUGCACGACGCUCACCCUUGUUUUGAUACCCCACUAGGUAAGGUGGGGAUGCUGAUUUGCUGGGAUCUGGCCUUUCCAGAAGCGUUCAAGGAGCUGAUCGCUCAGGGUGCUAAGCUGAUCAUCAUUCCUGCAUUUUGGAGGUUGACGGACGCAUACGAUGUUGGAGUAAAGAGAAACCCUCUUUCUGAACGGGUGUUUAUCGACGCCACGGUCGCCCAGCUGAAGAAGGGUAUAUGGGUCACUCCCAAAUAG
This is a messenger RNA of Penicillium cinerascens, 654 nucleotides long. Its product is annotated as carbon-nitrogen hydrolase family protein. Lineage: Eukaryota; Fungi; Ascomycota; Eurotiomycetes; Eurotiales; Aspergillaceae. The transcript is spliced from 3 exons. The coding region runs from base 1 to 654 and encodes 217 amino acids. Gene Ontology annotation, molecular function: hydrolase activity, acting on carbon-nitrogen (but not peptide) bonds, in linear amides. The record is from RefSeq and is a predicted model, not a curated record.